GCUCAAGUGCCAAAGCGCGCCAUUUUCUUUAAUGGAUGGACGUCACCAUCCUCACACUGGCGCGAACCUGUAACUCGACACCCAAACGACCUUUUGGGCGCCCGCCAAGCCGCGAGGGUCAACCCACCAUAUUUUCGCGGGGCUCUUGAUUGGGACUAGAGAAACAAGCAAUUUACAUUCAUUCGUACAGCGUUUGGUGGGGCAACUCAAAAGGCAGGUGUUCGGCAAAUUCGCCUUCGGUGCCGCAAUGGGGUGGUCUAGGUGGUCGCGGUGAGCGCGGUGUCCUAGUCCAAGACCUGUUCCAAGACAGCACACACGCUACCUCCACAACCAAACACACACCGGAUCAUCAACUGCCUCUAUUUGGGCAGUCCAUCACGUCCUUCACCGUUUUGAGACGCACCUGUUGCUUUUUUUUGGGCAGCAACUGGUCGAGCGCGUUAGCUCCCGGCAGCCGGUCCAUCGUCUUCACACGACAAUUACCUACGUAUUUGCGCCUAGGUGUUGCUAGCGCCAACUCGAGUUCUACCCCAGCAGCAGCGCCUAGCUCGACCUUCACGGCCGUCAAGGUGACAGCUCUUCCGCUGUGAACGACUGCUCCUUCCUCGUGGAGCAAUUCUCUGCGUAGCCCUGGCCUCCUGCCAACUUUGACCGUGACAAGACAUCCCUCGGCAGAAUGGAGUCCCCGGUCGCGUCACUCGACCUCUGCUCCGACGGCCAAGGCGCCAAGUGCAAGAGCAAGGCUAUUCUGAAUCGCAGGCCCAGCGGUUAUUGGAAGGUCUUCUCUGCGUGGUGGCGCGGGCGCUUUCAAGCGCUCAAGACGCGACCGACCGUCCACGAGGUCAUCGAAUGGUACAACAAGAACGCUGCCACCUCGUGGUCAGCUGGGCAGGUUCCCAGCCUCAAGGCGGUUCUGCGGCAGAGCAAGGGCCUGCGCCCCAUUGACGGUCUUAAGGAGUACUUUCGCGAGUACCGCAAGAAGCGGAAGCAGCAGGGUGGCAACGCGCUGACCGCCAACGAGGACGCGUCAGCGUCUCGCCGUGCUCGCCCCACCAAGCGCCGCCGGGCCCGCUCCUCCCGCGACGACAGCUCUGAUGAGGACGAGAUAGAGGCGGAGCUGAGCGCGUGCUCGGACGAGGAGGCGGAGGCGCAGGCGUGCAGUGACGACGGCGACAUGGCCGAGGCGGUGGUGGCGGAGUGCCAAGUCAGCACUGCUGCCGCGGAGGAGCCCUCUUGCACGGCCGCACCUGCGGCCGCCGAGAAGGCUUCCGAAGCAGCGGCCGUUGAGUGCGCCCUGCCGGCAGCGCCGACCCUGCUGCCCGGCGGGUGGCUGCCCGGUGUGCCCGCCGCCACUGAGGCCGCUGCUGCCGGCCCCUCCGCAGACCUGGCCAUGCAGCCGCUCAUGUUUCCGGGUGCUGAGCAGGUCAACUUUGCGCCGCAGCCGUCCUUCGCGCCGCAGAUGCAGCAGCUGGAGUCGCCAUUCACACCCCUCGCCGCCAUCCCGCCGUUGGCCAUGCCCAAGAACGCAGUGCAUCCCGCGGUGGCUGGCUGCAUGGUGCCGCUGGCCGCUGCCGGCUGCAGCAACAGCUGCUCGCCCUCCCUCUCUGCUGGCCCCUCGCCCGACUUCUUUGACACGCUGCCCUCCGCGCCCUUCAUCGUGAUCGCCGCUGUGCCGGUAUGCCAGGGCCCGCCGCGCGUGACGGCCCGCACGCGGCGCGCAGCUGCAGCCACGCUGCCGCCGCUGGCGUCAUCAUCAUCGACCCCCCUGACUACGGCGGCCCCGCAGCAGCAGCCGGCGCCGUUAGAGGAGGAGGAGCAUGCGGCCGACCGCUGCAGCGCGGGAGGCUGCAUGCCGCCGUCCAGCGGUCGCGCCAUCCACCACCAGGGCUUCGACGGCGCCGGCGCGCACUUCUACCCGCACUAUGGUCCGCCUCAGCCCUACACCGGGUACCCGCACGCCGUCUGCACCUGCUACCCGCCUCGCCCGUCGUACCCCGCGUACCGUGCGCACUCAGCAGACUGCAGCUCUGGCGGCGCCGGCGCCAACAGCGGGGGCUGCGCGUCCAUGCCUCCCCAGUGCUUUCCUCCUCCCCACCACCAGCACCAGCCCGCUUGGGGCUGGUAUGGCCCGGAGUCGUCUUGCCCCUACCUUUGCUGCGCCGCGCCGCCGCCGCCCUGCACCAUUGCGGGCUGCCGAUGCAGUUCGCCCAUGCCCUCGCCGCCACACAUGCCCUACGCUGCCUGGCACGGACCCCACAGCGCGCCCGCCAGCUCAGAGCCUUGGGAGGCGGCAGCCUCGCCGGCGGUCCAGCACGGUGGCGCCGGUCACACCAGCGACGUGGAGGUGUGCAGUAGCCGGGGCCCGGAGCACCGCGACCAGCAGAAGCAGCAGCAGCACGCCGCGGCCAUGAUGGCCAUGAUGCACCACGGCCGCCCUGCGCCCUUCGCCUACCCGCACUUCCAAAUCCACCAGCACCACGCGCACCCUCACGCCGCGCCCUGCUCGGCUUGGGCCCGCCACAGCAUGCCCGCAUGUGCGCCGCCUCCCUGCGGCAUGGUCACAGUCGGAAGCACAAACAGCGUAGCGUCGCUGGAGGCGGAGUCCGGGUUCGCCGGCGCGUCCUCGGCCGAGCCUUGCCGCCUGCAGCGCACGUCAUGGCCAUUUGCACACGACCAGCAGCAGCCGCACGCACCUGCGAUGCCAUCCCCGGCACCGGAGGCCGCCGGUGCCGUACUCAAGUGCGCGGCGGGGAUGGCCGACUGCGACGCCGCGCUGCCGCACCUGGACAGCCUGGGUGCUGUUGGGCGUGAGGGACUGGACCAUGAGCUGGGCAUGGCGUGGGAGAGCUUCCUGAAUGACGGCACCGAUGCCAUGUUGGACAGCGUGCUGGUGGAGGCUUGAAUGUGCAUAGAACAGCUGCAGCACGGCAUUGAUAAAACACUGUUAGGCGGUGUCGCAUGGAUUGUGACUGGAAUUAUGUACGGAUGAACUGGGCGCGCCGGAGCGCACGUGACCAAUCUGUUUGAAAUGAACGUCAUGACUUUGACGCUGUGGAACUGCUGUUGAACAUUACGUGCAGGGGAGCAUGGUAUGUGUAGGCUAACGCGCCAGGCUGAGCAUUAUCAGAUUGGUCAAAAGCAUCUGGGUACCGGAUCAGACGAGUGGUGGUACAGUCGGCUGUCAACCUUGUUUGCCUCCUGCCGUGUACCUGCCACUUUAUACGCACAACACCUCAGUAGUGAGCAGCACGUGAGCUGACGUGGUAAGGGCGUCUUGCAUUGUACAAGACUGUGUGAACAACUGCUCUGGUGUGCGAGUAUGUUGCUCUGUAUUGUGAUCAAGUUCAAUGGGCUUUGUGGCGUCUGUGCUGCCUGGGAAUUCGGCCACACGGCCAACAUGCAUACUUGUCGUUGAUCUGGAUUUGCCGUGUAGAAAUACGAUAAGAAGUUAGUCCUGACAUUGUACAGCGCGGAGUAGGAAUGUGCGCAUCAAGUAGAUGGCAGGGCUGAUUAGUCUGGCAGCGGGUACCGUAUGUUCGAGAUAGAAUCCCCUCGCGCAGAAUGGGCUGCGCUCAGCCCAUGACACUUGUCUGUUGCAACACACUGGCUGGAAAGCCUCCCAAAGGCUGCAGUGCACGCAGGGAGCGCAUGAUGGAUGCAUGUAAACCAGGCGGACU
Chlamydomonas reinhardtii is the source of this 3677-nucleotide messenger RNA. RefSeq lists its product as uncharacterized. The coding region runs from base 677 to 2902 and encodes 741 amino acids. The transcript is spliced from 4 exons. The record is from RefSeq and is a predicted model, not a curated record. NCBI's taxonomy places the organism in Eukaryota, Viridiplantae, Chlorophyta, Chlorophyceae, Chlamydomonadales, Chlamydomonadaceae.